This is a messenger RNA of Sardina pilchardus (European sardine), 2873 nucleotides long. It is a transcript of the gene hspbap1, whose product is annotated as hspb associated protein 1. The record is from RefSeq and is a predicted model, not a curated record. The transcript has 8 exons. Lineage: Eukaryota; Metazoa; Chordata; Actinopteri; Clupeiformes; Clupeidae. Gene Ontology annotation, molecular function: 2-oxoglutarate-dependent dioxygenase activity. Bases 291 to 1727 code for a protein of 478 amino acids.
UCACUUUAGUUUCGUGAGAUCGAACCCACAUCCACACACGUGCUUAGAAAUGUGAGCAGGGGGUCAGGUUUCACCUUCAACUUCGGUUGCUCAUGUUCUGGAAGGGGCCGUCCGCACUCGCUUGGGAUUUUGGGGUGUCCAUGUUUAGCUUGUGAACUAUCGACUUUCUCCUCUUGGUUCAGAUACAAUAGGCUACAGUGAAACAGUAACAAUUUAACUUUUCGGGAGUCUGUUCGUUCCAUAGACCUAAAAUGCUCGUUCCGUGAACCAUUCAUGAAGGUUUGUUUGACAUGGCCAGGAAACAUUUUACCCCUGAGGAAGCGCGGAGUGUAGUAGAGCGCCUCAAGGAACCUGCUGUGUUCCACAAUAUGACCACAGACUGGCCAGCGUUGCAUUGGACAGCACAGCAUCUUUCUCAGUGUAUGGGGAGAGAGUCAGUGGUGUUUCGUGUCGGAAAGAGGAAGACACACAAAACACCCCUUUUUGAAACCCAGUGUGAAUAUGUGGAGGCAACCCUUGGAGAGUUCCUGUCCUGGUCUGCUGGAGAGAGUGGCCCUUCAAUUGGGUCAUUCUCUGAGUAUCCCCUCUCUGACUUCUGGGCCUAUGCGGACUACAAGUAUAUUGCCAAGCUUUUCCACCACAAAGAAGCCAUGUUUGAGGAGGUGGUGUGGUCUGAUUUCGGGUACCCGGGUCGCAAUGGCGCGGCCAGCACGCUAUGGGUCGGCGCAGAGGGAGCCAACACGCCCUGCCACCUAGACACGUACGGGUUUAAUCUGGUGCUCCAAGUGCAGGGCAGGAAACGCUGGCACCUCUUUCCCCCCGAAGACAGCAGCUUCAUGUACCCUACACGCAUUCCCUACGAGGAGUCCAGCAUCUUCAGCCAGGUCAACGUGCCGCAGCCUGACCUGGACAGGUUCCCUGCCUUCAGAAGGGCCAGAGCCCACGUGGUCACUCUGGAGCCCGGACAGGUGUUGCUGGUUCCCCGUCACUGGUGGCACUUCGUGGAGUCCGUGGACUCCGUCACCGUCAGCAUCAACUCCUGGAUUGAGCUGGAGGAGGACGACGAGGCGCGAGUGGGGGAGGCUCUCACCAAGACGCUGGUGUGCGCGCUCAAGACUACCCCCAGCCACGGCAACAAUGACGACUGGCUCAACCCCACCGAGGAUGGCGUGGCGUCUUAUGAUGAGAACAUGCAGUACCUGAGCCUCGCUGUGCAGGCUUGCGUGGACAAGAGUCGGACCAGAGACUCCGAUCCAAGCCAAGAUGGCCGCCGGUCCUUAAAGCGUGACUCCAGUGGCGUGAACAAGGCAAAUUCUAACCAGAAAGAAGAAAAGGACAACCCUUGUUUUUCUCCCCCAUUCGGACCUCAUCUAGUCCCAGUGCCCUUUGCAGGGCCAAGCCAUGUAAUGAAGGACGUAUGUCCCAAGGACAACAGUUUGUCCAGAGACCGUAAUCCUCCUCGUGCCCUCGUCUUGGACUCCCAGUCCAGAACGGCUGGAUCGGCGAGAGACCCUACAGACAGAGACCUCCACAGGGGGCAGGAGGCGUCUGCGUUGUCUGAACAGCCCCAGGAACAGGGCCUCCCUCGGGCUUCUCUCUCCACAAGUGACCUGCUGGAGUGCCUGGUGCACCCGGACGUCAUGGCGCUGGUGAGCCAGCUGCUGCUGGACAGGCAGCGAGAACUCACCGGCAGCGUGACCGCUAAACCGUCCCAAGGGGUCAUUUGAUAAGGGAACUACAUGUUUUUCACAGGGUUGACAGUAUGCAUAGCACUGUCCUUGAAGUUCUCUAGAUGACUUCAUCUGCUCUAUGUUAGCAUGCAUAGCACUAUCCUUGAAGUUCUCUAGAUCAUCUGCUCUAUGAUCUUUUGUAUCUUCAGCAAAACAUCAAGGAAUGUUACUGCUUCUUUAUGUUAUGAUUUCAGAAUGACCAUUAAAAUAAGUUCCAGUCGACCAUUUCUACUACCAAAGCAAAAUGGAGGGCAAUUAGAACUUAACCAGAGAAUUUCUAAAGAAUCCCAGUUAUUUAUAUAGUUAUAUAUUAUAUAAAGAUGUGGCAAAAAGAAAACAUUACAUUUUAGAAUUUGAAUUGCUCUCUUGAAAUCAACAUUUUUUAAUUGGAGCUCUGACUGAGCUCUCAGAUCCGGGCCUUCUCUAAAUAAUCCCUUGGAUGAUGAUUCCGCAUUUCACAAUCAAAGCGAGCUUUUCAAAAAUAUCCAAGAAGUGUCUUUCAUUAACAGCUCUACUGUGUAUUCCAACAUUAUCCCUCACUGGCAGCAAGUCUUGCAACAGAAAUGGACAUACUGCCCCCUAGUGGCAGUGACACAAACAUGUCUUCAAAACAACACUUGGCGGCCUUCAGUAUGCAAGUUCAUGUACGAAUAGUGUCCCAUAGUCAUGUAAAGAAAAUUCAGUGAGCUAUAGUGUGUGCAUGUCUGCAGGUAAAGCACAUUCAUCCAUAUUUGGCAGCAUGAACGAGGUGACAUUUUAUAUAUUUCAAAUUGAAUGACUGCAGGAUGUUUACAAAAACAGGUCUCACUAUAAAUAAAACAUCAACAUCAAUCAACAAGUAGCCUGUUACUGUAUCAAAGAGCAAACAACACACACCACUAUGCCAAGUAGUCUGUUGUUACUGUAUCAAAGAUCAGACAACACAUGUAUGCAAAGUUCUUUAAUCCUCAUAUUAUUUACAUCAUUAAAACAUGAACAUGUGUCCCUUCUCUGAUAUAGUAUAGAGUGUCAGUAUUGGCCAUAUGUGGCUGUGUCUACAGAGGUCCUGAGAUUUGAAAUGUAGUAGGUAUGUGUGUAUAGUGUGCAAGACUUUUGUCAUUUACAUUUAUUUGCUACAUUAAACCUACUGUCCUCACAGAAACU